UCUUGUCUCCACUACUUUCAUUUCUGUUCCUUCAUUCUUCCCUUUGUGUGCAUCGAGAUUGAUAGACAUGGAGAGGGAGAGGGAGAGGAGGGGAAAGGCUCAUCUCAUGAGUUUUCUAUCAGCAGGUUUAGUUUUCCAGAUUGUGAUCACUCCGGUUGUGUCUCGGAGCCUGGAGGAAUCCUCAGACCAGAACAACUACUACUACAUCCCACAUGACCAACGUAAGGAACCGAUGUUAUGCUCAACUCCAUCACAUGGUGGCUCAUCAACUCCCUCCCAUGGAGCCGGAGGCGGCUAUGGCUUGCCAACGCCAUCACAUGGAAGCGGAUGCGGCUAUGGGUCACCAUCACCGUCACAGGGAGGCGGAGACAGCUAUGGGUCUCCACCACCAUCACAAGGAGGAGAAGGCGGCCACACAUCGCCAACACCAUCACAUGGUAGCUACUAUACACCAACACCUUCGCGCGGGAGCGGCGGCUACCACAGUUCACCACCAUGCGGCGGCGGCGGCGGCGGCGGCCAUUCCUCGCCAGCAAUAAUUCCCCCUUCGUCCCCCCCAGUGGUUGUGCCACCCGUCACUCCAUCACCAGGAAGUGGAGGAAGCUAUGGUACACCAGCACCUUCGGAUGGAAGCACCGGUUACUACAAUCCACCUCCAAGUAGUGGUGGCUCGCCGGCCAUCAUCCCCUCUCCGCCCUCCCCUGUGGUUGAGUCACCGGUCACACCACCUGGAAGUGGAGGUGGCUACGAUACACCAACACCCUCACAUGGAAGCGGUGGUUACUAUAAUUCACCUCCAACUCCAAGCAGCAAUGGCUCACCGGCCAUCAUCCCCUCUCCGCCCUCCCCUGUGUUUGAGUCACCGGUCACACCACCUGGAAGUGGAGGUGGCUACGAUACACCAACACCCUCACAUGGAAGCGGUGGUUACUAUAAUUCACCUCCAACUCCAAGCAGCAAUGGCUCACCGGCCAUCAUUCCCUCUCCGCCCUCCCCUGUGUUUGAGUCACCAGUCACACCACCAAGAAGUGGAGGUGGCCACGAUACACCAACACCUUCACAUGGAAGCGGUGGUUACUAUAAUUCCCCUCCAAUUCCCAGCAAUGAUUACCAUAAUCCACCUCCAAGCAGCGAUUGUUAUAAUCCACCCCCAAGCAAUGGUUACUACAAUACACCUCCGUCCUCCCCUACGAUCGAGCCGCCCGUCACUCCAACUCCAGCCAUUCCUGACACCACACCGCCCUCACCAUUGAUCCCUAAUCCAAACAGCCAUCCAUACUUCACUGGCACUUGCAACUAUUGGAGGACGCAUCCAGAAGCCAUAAUGGCUAUAUUGGGAUACUUGGGCAACAUCAGUCAGCUAUUUGGGCCGGCAUAUGGGUUGGCUUUUGGGAGAGACCUCAGCUUGCCUGAGGCCUUGGCAAACACCAGGAACGAUGGGAUCGGUGCUCUCUACCGGGAAGGGACCGCUUCACUGCUCAACUCCUUUGUUGAUAGUAGAUUCCCCUUCACCACCCAACAGGUGAAGAAUGCCUUUGCUGCUGCCGUCACCUCCGACAAGGCUGCGGCAACGCGGGCAGAGCUCUUCAAGCAAGCUAACGAGGGACGUCUCAAGUUCUAGAAACAGAAAUAAUCCUGUUUUACAUACGUCUACUUGGUUCUCUGGUCACUUGAUGGGUGUGCUUUUGCAUUGGUGUAUUUGUCGCGUCUAAGCUUCUAUUGUACCUUGCAAGUUGUUUCAGCUAUGUCUCGUUGUAUUA
This is a messenger RNA of Elaeis guineensis (African oil palm), 1760 nucleotides long. RefSeq lists its product as uncharacterized. NCBI's taxonomy places the organism in Eukaryota, Viridiplantae, Streptophyta, Magnoliopsida, Arecales, Arecaceae. The record is from RefSeq and is a predicted model, not a curated record.